Molecule: messenger RNA, 2877 nt
Organism: Cherax quadricarinatus
Lineage: Eukaryota; Metazoa; Arthropoda; Malacostraca; Decapoda; Parastacidae
Source: RefSeq, a predicted model, not a curated record
GCUCAUCAGCUGGCUGGAUACACUACCUCAGUCUGUCUAGAAUCAUUCUCCUUCUAGCACCCGUACUGGUUUUCAGACCUUACCGUUAAGGGGUGAUGGAUAAGUGUCUUUUUACAUGUGUGUGUAUUGUAAGGAAGAAUUCUUAAAGCCGAUAUUUAUUCAGUAGAUACGAAAAAUCCACAAAGCUUUCUGAAUAUAAGGUGUAAGAGUAGCACCUAUGGACAUUGUGGAAAUAAACUAUUACUAUUGAUAUUACUAUAAACUUUGGUGACUGACUGGUAAAUACAGUCAUUACGAAAUAUACAAGUGAAGGGCGAAUUAGAGGCUAGUGCAGACUUAAUAUUGACCAAUUACAAGAUGUGGAGAAACAGCUAUGUGUGUGUGGUAGUGAUAGUGGGGAUGGUGUGGGCAGUGAGUGGUGAGGUUAACUCUAUUCACACACACUCAGACUAUAAUAUUAACAGCGGCAAUGCGCGCCUCAGAGAAAUCCAAACGAGGUUCUUAGACGUGAUAGGUAACUCCACGUCUUCCAUGUUCACUAUAAGUGAACUGAUGUCUCUACUGUACACUGACACGGGCGGGGAGCUGGGAAAACUCCUGCUAGAGGGUGUCAUGCUGGGGGUGCAGGAGAAAGACGCCAUCACACUCCUAACUCAUUUCUGGGCGGAAUUACAACUGAGACUCUCUCCUGUGUUGAUGGAGACUCUAAAUGAUUACCGUGACUUCUUUGCUGGUAUGGACAUAACGACGCUACCAUUGGUGUGGGAGCAAUUAUUUCGAAAGGAUGAACUGGGUAACAGUCUAGCGGAAGUGCCGUUGGGUCAGCUUAUAGACAUGAUACAACCCUCUGCUUCUAAGUACGGGGUCGAUAUCCGUGCCUUCGUUAAUUCCCUCAUGGGCAAGGGAGACAACAACGCUAGGGAUCUUAUAUUCACAAUCAUCAAUAAUCUGGACGUAUCAUCAAUGGUGAAUUCUUUCUUAAAUUCCACAUCAAGUCCCACAGCAGUUCAGGCGAAAAAGACUGAUCACAGCACAAUUGUUAAACCUCGUCCAAGUAAUGAGGAAAAAACAAAAAAGGAGAAAGACAAAAUUCUACAGCUGUUCAAGCCGCUGGUGGCAUCCCUCUUGCGUGAGAACAACGUGGACCUUGAUGUUGAUGCAGUGUUGAAGGUGUUGUCACCGUUACUCUCCGUGGAUAUGAUGGCCCAAGCCGCCCCCCUCCUAACCAUGCUCGGUUCCCAAGCUGGAGAAGGAAUUGCUCCCGUCAUUGCUAGCAUAUUAGGGGGAGGAGACGAUCGGAAAAAACAGCAACAAAUGGGCGGUCUUCUAGGAGGAUUAGGUACAUUGUUGGCAGGUGGAGGCAAGAACAAUAUGGACCUUGAUGUUAUGAUGAAUAUUGCCUCUGUAUUCAUGAACAGUGGAAAGCCUUCUAAGAACAAAAAAAGAGACAAAAAAGAAAAAUCCAGUAACAGUGGUUUUAAUAUGGACUUACUGAUGAACCUUGCAGGUAAUCUAGCAGCAAAAAAUGAUAUUAACCUAGGUUCCAUUUUGGCCGCUACAUCCAGUUUUCUCGCCCCUGACAUAAAAAAGGAAAAACAAAUGGAUAUGAAGAAAAUGCAGCAAAGCAUACAAGUGUCAACUGGAGAGAAGCAAAAGACAGCAAAAGAAACAGUUAACGACUCCCAGCUUAAUGAAAAACCUAAAGCCAUUCAUAAGCCAAAUACCACAUUAAGGAAAAAUAAAUCCAAGAAUCUCAUAGACGUUAUCGAGCCAAUUCUGCUGUUGAUGCAGACUGACAAGAAAUGUAAUAGCAAGAUUAAGGAUGCUAUCUCAUUGAGCAAGUCGAUGUUGAACAACAAGAUUUCCGGCAUGGGAGACGUAAGCCAACUGCUGCCUUACAUCAUAUCCUCACUGGUGGGUGGUGACACUGAAGGUCUCGGUAUGGACAGUAUGUUAGCUACCAUGAAGCAAGCCAUGGCUUAUGCAAGUUGGGACGAUUUUCUUCAGAAAUUAAACAACGAGGAUUACCGGGAAUCUCUCAUACUAAACAUCACUCCAUAUUUAUCAGAGUUGCUAGCUCUUCUUGCCACACAAGAUGUCCAGAACAGACUGUACGAUGUUGCCGUUCCAAAGAUAGAGACCUUCCUCACCUCGUACGGUCUGCCUGGCGUCACCCUCAACAACUUCCCAGAGCGUGUUGCCCCCCUUGUGGGCAUGCUGGGUAAAAGUUGGAACCUCCCUUUCAAACCUACCAUCAUCCUGGUGCCACUCAGGGAUUACUUGAAGGGUCUUCAGUCUUGGGCGGGGACUGGCCUCGCACACAUUCGCACCCUCUCCACACGACACGUGGAGGCGGAGGUGAAAGCGUCGCUGAAUGAAGUGUUUGAGGCGGUGGUGGAGGUGGCUGCCACGACGCGGGGGGCGACGCCCAGCUGUCUACCCCAGCUGCUGUGUCGACGCAACUCAGGUUUCAAACCUGACUCCCUGAGGGCAGCUGUUACCCGCGCAGUCAGCGUGUUCUUAGCCUCGGGUCCUCUGCUAGAGCAGUCAGAUUCAACGCUGUUAGUGCUAACUAUACAAGCAAUAUCUGGUAGCUACGACCACUGUGAGGAGGCAUUUCCAGGAGACUGUAUCUAUGAAACUCAGGAUGAUGAUGACGACGAUGAUAUGAACCUCGACUACGAACACCAAGAAUUAUAACAACAUUUGCGCUGUGUGUAAUUGUUCAAGAGUGUGGAAUCAGUUGAAACUCAUGUUAUAACACAUUCUUGUAAACAAACUCAGUACAGAAAGGACAAACGUGGUUGGCAUUUGCCACUUUCCUGCAUACAUGGAUGGGGUGGACACGACCAAUAACUCUGCCCAAGAAAACUUAAG